This is a messenger RNA of Tachysurus vachellii, 2549 nucleotides long. It is a transcript of the gene gpat2, whose product is annotated as glycerol-3-phosphate acyltransferase 2, mitochondrial. Lineage: Eukaryota; Metazoa; Chordata; Actinopteri; Siluriformes; Bagridae. Gene Ontology annotation, cellular component: mitochondrial membrane. The record is from RefSeq and is a predicted model, not a curated record. Bases 177 to 2549 code for a protein of 790 amino acids. The transcript is spliced from 23 exons.
AGUCACUCAGAUGAAUGUCAGGUGCUCGAGCAAAUUAUUCCGCACUUUCUUUCAGUCGAUGGUUAAUUAAGUCAGAAUAGGAAAAAUCUCGUCCAGACUGCUUGGUGCAUCUCGGAGGAGGCGAGUUGUUCCUGUGAUCGUGGCUUGGAACAUCAAGACUUCCGUGUGUCGUAAACAUGACCGUAGGAAGCGACGGCUUCGAUCCCAGAGCCGAUGUCACGUCUCAGCCUAAACGUCCUGCUUUAUCCUGGGGACUAAUGAUCAGGAAGAAGGUGAAAGGCAUGGCUCCUUCUCUUGGCAAAUUCAGGCCGCUGGUGGGACAGUGCUGCCAUCAGUGCACCCCGGAUAGUCUGGGUCGGAAACUGCUGCAGAACGUUCCUUCUCUUGGCUUCCAGAACCUUCUGUACGUAACGGAAACACACACCAGGUAUCGAGGAUGGCUGGUUAGAAGAGUGUGUUGCGUGCUGUUUAUCUGCAGCCGUAACGUCGACGCUGGUCCUGCCGGAGACAGGCUGCUGCGGAUCUGCGACACAGACAGGGUGAAGCGGAUCCUUGCUCCACAGAUCAGUGUGAAAGAGUGUGUAGACGACACCAGAAGGAUUCUGACUCUCACCGAGACGUUUCAGUCUCCGACCCUGAUACGGUUGGUGAGCUGGUUGCUCUUGCGCUUCUUCUCUCUGAUGUUCUGCAGCGUGCAGGUGAACCUCAGCCAGAUGACCGCUCUCCACCGGGCCAAAGAGCUGAACAUCCCGCUGAUGUACGUGUACAUUCGUCAGAAUGUUGUUGAUCAAGCUUUGAUCUCUCUGACUCUUCUCUGUCACAACCUGAAGGUUCCCUACAGCGUCUAUCCAGCUCAUGUUCACAACAGAUGGAUGAGGGUUAUCCUGCAGCAACUGGGCAUCAUUUUUCUCCCUGAUCACGCAGCCACGGUGCAGGAGGCAGAAUCCCACAGCCUCUACUCUCCCGUCAUGACCUCGCUGGUUGGCGAGCUGCUGAAAACGGGUGAGAGUCUCAGCGUAGGUGUGUGUGAGGACAGCGCAUGUGGAGGACAGUGGCUUGCUCGGGUCCGUCAGGCUGUGGCCGAGGGUCUGGUGCCGGAUGUGAGCCUGGUGCCAGUGGGUAUCUCGUACGACCACCCUCCUUCAUGUCAGUCCACAUCUUCACAGCCUGGCGUGCUGUCUGUCCUGCGGUUUAUGCGUUCCCUUCUGAGUGCUGAUGAAAGAGGAGGUGUGAGGAUCCAUUUCGCUCAGGCUUUCUCUCUGAAGGAGAUGUGUGACAGUGGAAAAUGUCAUGUGGAUGGACGACGCCCCCUACAGGACCUCUUGCUGCCAGCUGUCCUUCACAACAGGAAGGACACCAUAUAUGGACAAAAAGAUGUUUCCUGGAUCCUCCCCUCUACUGUUCUACCUGAGCUGUCACACAGCGAGAGGCAGCUGAGCAUCGCAUUGACACUGCACCUGAUGCAUUCGGUGACCAGCAGCAUGGCUGUGAUGUCUAGCAGCAUCGUGUCCUGUUUGCUCCUCCAUAAACACCGCAGGGGAGUGCGGGUGUCUGUGUUGUGUAAAGAUUUGUGCUGGCUGUUGGACGAGGUGUUGUUCAGACGCUGUGAUGUUGGAUUUGGAGGCUCUGUGCUCAGUGUGGUGUUUCACGCUCUCUCUGUGCUGCGUCCGCACCUGCUGAUGGCUGCAGCGCCCCCGUCAGGAGAGCCGCUGGUGACGGCUCGGCCCGACCCACACUCGCUGCUCGCCCUCGGCAGGCACAGCCAGCUUCUCACACACGUCUUCCUCACCGAGGCUGUGGGAGCCUGUGCCGUCUCUGCCUUGCUGUGUGAGGUGGCAGGAUGUGGAGGAGGAGAGAUGGAGUUUGAUGUUGCACUUGGUCAAGAGGAGCUGACUGAAAAAAGCCUACAGCUUACACACCUACUGCCAGCUGGGUAUAUACCACCCUGCCAAACAGCAUACGGGUUUGCUGUGGAUGCAGUGGACAGCAUGAUAAGCUGCGGGCUUCUCAUCAUGGAGGAGCGGGAUACUCCAGUGUGUGAUUUCUGGAAAAGGCAGGGUGUUUUCUCAUGGACUGCUUCAGACGACCCUGAACACAGCAGUGAUUCAGAGUUUGAAGACCAGAACAACCGCACAUACAAGUUGAGUCAGACAUCUGAGUGUCCCGAGCUGCUGUUCUUUUUCUCUCGAUUACUGAGUGUACAGCUGAGGGCGCUCUGCUGGGCUAUAGAGAGCCUGGACCUGCUGUCCUUUCCCCUUACAGAGGCAGCGUGUGUGACUCAACUCCACACUCACCUGAGAAGCAAAGCUCAGCUGGACAGAGUGCACCACGAGAGCUCCUCGAUAAAGCUGGUGAGAAUGGCCCUGCGAACCCUGACUGAUUUUGGUGUGCUGAUGGAGGACCGGCAGAGCGAAGCGGUGUAUCUAGAGAUCAGUCCUCCUUUCCUCCAGGCUGAGAACAAAUACAAGCUGUUCCAGUUCGUCUCGCAGUUCCUCUACAGCUCAGCGAGGAAAAAACGAGUCUCUACACUGCUUCAGGGUUUAGUUUAA